UUACUAGAAAAUUUUUUACAGUCGUUAGUUGGCAGCAGAAGUGAACAAAUCGAAGUGCAGAUUUGUAGUGUCUAAAAAAUAAAUUUAAAUUAGUCAAGAAAUUUUUAAUCUUAAGAAAGAAACGUGUUAAUUAAAUAUAAUGAAGUCAUCUCUAGCCCUUUUAUUAGUGGCUGCAUUUUUAUGCACAUGUAAUGCUAAAGUACAUUAUGAAGAAAAUUUCAAAGAUGAUUCUUGGGAAGACACAUGGAUUUACAGCAAGCAUCCAGGAAAAGAAUUUGGAAAAUUUGUAAGAACUUCUGGCAAGUUCUAUAAUGACGAAGAAGCAGAUAAAGGUUUACAGACAUCUCAAGACGCCCGCUUCUAUGCUUUAUCUCACAAAUUUGCACCGUUUACAAACAAAGAUAAGCCUCUAGUUAUUCAAUUCUCCGUAAAACACGAACAAAAUAUUGAUUGCGGUGGUGGAUAUGUUAAGGUGUUCGAUUGUUCACUUGACCAGACUGAUAUGCAUGGUGAAUCACCAUACGAAAUAAUGUUUGGGCCUGAUAUAUGUGGUCCAGGAACUAAAAAAGUUCAUGUUAUUUUCAGUUAUAAGGGCAAAAAUCAUUUAAUUAAUAAAGAAAUCAGAUGCAAGGAUGAUGUACAUACUCAUUUCUAUACAUUGAUAGUCAAACCAGAUAAUACAUAUGAAGUAUUAAUUGAUAAUGAAAAGGUUGAGUCUGGAAAUCUUGAAGAUGAUUGGUCAUUCUUACCACCAAAGAAAAUUAAAGAUCCAGAAGCAAAAAAACCUGAAGAUUGGGAUGAAAGAGCUACAAUUCCUGACCCAGAUGAUAAAAAACCAGAAGAUUGGGACAAACCAGAACAUAUUCCAGAUCCAGAAGCUGUAAAACCAGAAGAUUGGGAUGAUGAAAUGGAUGGUGAAUGGGAACCAGCAAUGAUUGAUAAUCCUGAAUACAAAGGAGAAUGGACUCCCAAACAAAUUGAUAAUCCUAAUUAUAAAGGAGUAUGGCAGCAUCCAGAAAUUGAUAAUCCUGAAUAUACACCGGAUAGCAAUUUAUAUUUACGUAAAGAAUUAUGCACAAUUGGUUUCGAUUUAUGGCAAGUAAAAUCUGGCACCAUCUUCGAUAAUAUCUUAAUUACUGAUGAUCUUGAGUACGCUAGCAAAGUAGCCGGUUCUGUUAAAACUACCCAAGAAGGUGAAAAAAAAAUGAAAGAUAUUCAAGACGAGGAGGAAAGAAAGAAAAUGGAAGAAGAAUCCAAAAAGGACGCAAAAGAUAACGAAGAUGAUGAAGAUGAUGAUGAUAAAGAAGACGAUGAUGUAACAACUGGCCAAGCAGAUGCUGAUGAUUCAAAUGAACAUGAUGAACUGUAGAAAUAAAAUGCCGUAUAGUUUACGAAAACAAACUUUAGGAUACUAGGUUAAAUUAAAAAUAAAAUAAUUUUUGAGUUUGUUGGCGAAAAAAUUUGUAUUAGAACUUUUUUUAAUUAUUUAUGAAUGAUUAAAGUAUAUAAUUAUAUGUAUACAUUUUUGUAUAUGAAAAAAAAGAGUGAAUCACAAUAUUAAAUAUAUGAACGUUUGAUUUUUAAA
Molecule: messenger RNA, 1585 nt
Organism: Condylostylus longicornis
Lineage: Eukaryota; Metazoa; Arthropoda; Insecta; Diptera; Dolichopodidae
Product: calreticulin
Exons: 3
Coding region: 140-1369 (409 amino acids)
Biological process (GO): protein folding
Cellular component (GO): endoplasmic reticulum membrane; endoplasmic reticulum
Molecular function (GO): calcium ion binding
Source: RefSeq, a predicted model, not a curated record